Molecule: messenger RNA, 1299 nt
Organism: Lottia gigantea (owl limpet)
Lineage: Eukaryota; Metazoa; Mollusca; Gastropoda; Lottiidae
Exons: 8
Cellular component (GO): Golgi apparatus
Source: RefSeq, a predicted model, not a curated record
GGCGAGAUGGGUAAAGCUGUAUCAGUUGAUGUGUCGGCACUAACACCACACGAAAAAGAAAAAUACGACGAAAUGUUUAAAAGAAACGCCUUUAAUGAAUACAUUAGUAAUAUGAUUUCCCUACAUCGGUCACUGCCAGAUAAAAGACAUGAGAGCUGCCUACAAAAAGAUUAUGGAGAAAACCUACCAUCUACUAGUAUCAUUAUAUGUUUCCACAAUGAGGCAUGGUCUACUCUUUUGCGUACUGUCCAUAGUGUGUUCGACAGGUCGCCACCGUCUUUGAUAAAGGAGAUAAUUCUUGUAGACGAUGGGUCAGAUUUGGAUCACUUAAAACAACCAUUAGAAAGUUACAUCUUCAAAUAUAAUAAAAUACGCCUGAUCAGACUACAACAACGAGAGGGGUUAAUACGAGCAAGGCUAGUAGGAUUUGAUGCAGCAACCGCCCCAGUGGUUACCUUUCUUGAUUCUCAUGUCGAAUGUUUAGUAGGAUGGCUUGAACCAUUACUUCAUAGAAUUAAAAAUUCAAGCGAGAACGUGGUGUUUCCCACAUUGGAUAACAUUGAUGAUUUAACGUUCGAAUAUGGCGAAGCUGUUAUUGACAUGGUCGGGGCAUUUCAUUGGAAAGACAUGACCUUUACAUGGGUAAAAGUACCACGUGACAUUUGGGAAAUUAGGCGAGAGAUGGCCGAACCGCUACGAUCACCAACCAUGCCAGGUGGUAUUUUCAGUAUUUCAAGAGAAUUCUUUAUAAAACUGGGUACCUACGAUUCUGGGUUGGAAACAUGGGGAGGUGAAAAUCUUGAACUAUCAUUCAAGAUCUGGAUGUGUGGUGGCAAUCUUGAAAUGUUACCAUGUUCUCGAGUUGCUCACAUAUUUCGUAGUGCUUCUCCAUACAGUUGGCCUAAAGGUGCUCUGACAACCUGGAGAAAUGUUAACCGAGUAGCAACAGUUUGGAUGGACGAAUACCAACAGUUCUUCAAAGAUUUUUACAACAUUCAGAUAGAUAUUGGCGAUUUACGUAGCAGAAUUAGUUUGAGAGAAGAUUUAAAUUGUAAGUCAUUUAAAUGGUAUGCUAGUAAUAUUUUGAAUGAGUACAUGUAUAUACCUACAGAUGCCCUAUCCGUGGGCGAGAUCAGGUCGGCAGUCACAAAUGCAUGUUUUGAUAGUCUAGAUCACCAAGGUGCAUUAAAAGUGUACACUUGUCAUGGAGUCGGUGGAAAUCAGGUAAGGAAUUUGAUACGAUUGAAAUAUACCAAUAUUCUUGUCACAUCACAGCUUUUGACCAUAUUUUCAUUAUAA